Pipistrellus kuhlii (Kuhl's pipistrelle) is the source of this 1382-nucleotide messenger RNA. RefSeq names its product G protein-coupled receptor 25 (gene GPR25). Lineage: Eukaryota; Metazoa; Chordata; Mammalia; Chiroptera; Vespertilionidae. Bases 132 to 1223 code for a protein of 363 amino acids. Gene Ontology annotation, molecular function: G protein-coupled receptor activity. Gene Ontology annotation, cellular component: membrane. The transcript has a single exon. The record is from RefSeq and is a predicted model, not a curated record. Gene Ontology annotation, biological process: G protein-coupled receptor signaling pathway; immune response.
UGCCCACCAUCCCCUGGGUCUGGGAGGCAGGAAGGGAGGUGCUGGGCACCCACAGAGCUGCCGCCCGCCACCUGCGCCCCGCGCUGCGUCCUGGGUGCCUCCUGGGCGCGCACAGGCCUCGGCCCAUCGCCAUGCCCCCCACCGCGCCCUGGAGCCCCAGCCCGGCGCCCUGGGAGGACUCGGGGUCCGGGUCCGGGUCCGGGUGGGGCGCCCUGGACGAGGAGCUCGCUCUGUGCGCGGCCGGGGAGCUGCCCCACGCGCGCGUCCUGGUGCCCACGCUCUACCUGGCGGCCUGCGCGCUGGGCCUGCCGGGCAACGCGCUGGUGCUGCGGCUGCUGGCGGGGCGGCGGCGGGGCCCGCGGGCGAGGCUGGCGGACACCUUCACCUGGCACCUGGCGGCCGCUGACCUGGGCCUGCUGCUCACGCUGCCGCUCUGGGCUGCGGCGGCGGCGGCGGGCGGCCACUGGCCCUUCGGCCGCGCGCUCUGCAAGCUGAGCAGCUUCGCGGUGGCCGCGUCGCGCUGCGCGGGGGCCCUGCUGCUGGCCGGCCUGGCGGCGGACCGCUACGUGGCCGUGGUGCGCCCGGUGGGGGCGCGGCCGCUGCGCUCCCCGCGGUGCGCGCGCUCCCUGUGCCUGGCGGCCUGGGCCGCGGCGCUGCUGGCCGGGCUGCCCGCCCUGGCGGCCCGGGACCUACAGCCGCGGCCGGGCGGCGGCAGCCAGUGCGGGGAGCGGCCGGCGGACGCGUGGCAGGCGAUCGGGCUGGGACUGCUGCUGCUGACCUGCGCGCUGCCCCUGGCCGCCUCGCUGCUCUGCUACUGCCGCCUCGGGUGCCGCCUGCGCCGCCGCCGCACCCCCGCCGGGCCGCUGCGCAUGGUGUGCGCCGUGGAGGGCGCCUUCGUGGGCGCCUGGCUGCCCUUCGCCGCCCUGCGCGCCGCCCUGCACCUGGCGCGGCUGCGGGCGCUGCCCGUGCCCUGCGCGCUGCUGCGGGCGCUGCGCGGGGGCCUGGCUCUGGCCACCUGCCUCGCCUUCGCCCACGGCUGCGCCAACCCGCUCAUCUACCUGCUGCUGGACCGCUCCUUUCGCGCGCGGGCCUGGCGCCUGGCCCGGCGCCGGCUCAGCUCCGCGUCCUCCCGCUCCGGGGGGGACCCCAGCGCCGAGGGCCGGGGCGCGGCCGGCAGCGGAGGGCGAGCGCGGGCGGAGAGCCAGAACCUGGCCCGCGCGUAGCGGCCCCGGCCCAACGGAUGGAUGGAUGGAGGGCCCGGGGGCGGCCGGGUUCCAAGCGCGUCUCCUCCGCAGGCACAGGGCCUCCCUCCGCCGGCACCGGGGGGCGCGUCUCCUCCAUCGUCGUCGUCGUCUGCUUCUCCUAACCUCAGCGCUUCCUGC